AUGUGUAAAGGAAAUGGCGACUAUCAUAAUCUUGAGCUGUACGAAGGAGACGUUUUACCGCUAGAAAGUUUUCUCCUGAAGAAAGUCGACAUGCUAGAAAGUCAAAAUGACAACCGGCCCUUCUUCCUGGUAGAUCUAGCGGAAUUGUAUCGAAUGCUGGAGCAAUGGAGACGUCAUUUGCCGCGCGUGGAACUUUUCUAUGCUCUCAAGUGCAAUCCUCACCCCAUAGUUUCCAGGUGUCUCGCCGAUGCAGGGGUGGGAUUUGACUGUGCUAGCAAGAUGGAAAUAGAGCAGAUCCUGAACUUGGGAGUCCACCCGUCACGGAUCAUCUACGCCAACCCAUACAAACCGAGCGGCUAUCUCACUUAUGCAGCUGCCAACAACGUCGAUCUCAUGACUUUUGAUAGCGCCCAUGAGCUUACCAAGAUCAAGAAACAUUACCCUAACGCCAGGCUAGUUCUGCGAAUUUGGACCAGAAAUGGACCAAUAAUGAUACAUAAUCUAAGUAAAAAAUUUGGUUGCCACACAAGAGAGGUGAGGGCAAUUCUGGCUCAAGCUGCAAAAAUGAAUCUCAAUGUUGUGGGAGUCAGUUUUCACGUAGGUGGUCCCGUGACUUCUCCCGAUUAUUACGCAACUGCAAUCGAGCAAGCUCACCGUGCUUUCAACAUUGGACUCUCACUUGGCCUAAACAUGGAAAUUAUAGACAUCGGCGGGGGAUUUCCUGGAAAGUAUAAUGGCUACGUCACAUUUGAGGAGGUGGCUGAAUCUGUCAACAAAUCACUAGACCGAUACUUCCCUGCCUCUGAAGCUGUUCGAAUUAUUGCAGAACCAGGACAUUAUUUUGUAACCGCAGCUUUCACCCUGACUGUCAGCAUCAUUGGAAAACGUAUAGUUUCCAAGCGAGAUAUUGAUGACGGCUGCAAGAAGGAUCACUUCAAAGAACACAACAGUGAUGAAACAAGCAACGAGGAGGCAAAGGACGAAUCGCUUAUUUACAUGUACGUUCUUGAUCAAGGUACUUGUGGAGCUUUCGCAAACGUGACCUAUGAUGAUGCUGAUAUUCAGCUGAAAUUGCUUCAGAAUUCUAACCUCAAGACAUCUAUAGUCUGGGGGCCUACCUGUGCAACGUUCGACUGUGUUGUAGCCAAGCGUCAACUGUCAGAGAUGGAAGUAGGACAACGGCUCUACAUCCCAAACAUGGGAGCUUACAGUCUCAGUCUCGCCACUGGCUUCAACGGGAUUGAACUUCCGCUUGUAUUUCCUGUCUGCAGUCGAUAUUAUUGUGCUACGGUUCCCCUGAUCUUUGAACAACUUUUAUUUUCGAAGGUUUGCCUCACACCCACAGCACCCAAAACCCACAUUAAAGGGUUGCUGCUUUAG
Molecule: messenger RNA, 1380 nt
Organism: Candidula unifasciata
Lineage: Eukaryota; Metazoa; Mollusca; Gastropoda; Stylommatophora; Geomitridae
Source: the annotation of a GenBank genome assembly